Molecule: messenger RNA, 1989 nt
Organism: Prorocentrum cordatum
Lineage: Eukaryota; Dinophyceae; Prorocentrales; Prorocentraceae
Source: the annotation of a GenBank genome assembly
AGCUCAAGGCCUGCCCGAGAGGAGCCGUGAAUCGGGGGCCCCACUGCCUCUCGCCGCCCAGGAGGCCGAGAACCCGGCCCUCUGUUAGGGGGGCGGGUCCCACGGCCAGGGCGCGCGGGUCAUGGCCGCUAUGGCGCCCAUCGGGGAGGAGAGCCCGGUGUCGCCAAGCUGGCGGAGCAGGGGCUGGCGCAGGUCGCGGACUUCUUCAGUGGCGGCAUCCCCGCGCCGUGGGGCGGCGCUGAGGAGGGCGGCGCCGAGGAGGGGCAGGGACUCGUGGAGCUUCCCCGACGUCGGCAUUCCCGCGCCGUGGGGCGGGGCCGAGCAGGGCGGCCCCCAGCGCGGGGGCUCCUGGGGCUUCCCCGACGUGGGCCUGUCCUCGCUGCUGGGGCAGGGCCCAGAGUGCCCGGAAGGCCCGCGCGAGGCGGGGGGCGCGGCGGGCAAGGACCGAGCUCGCCGCACAGGCUUCCUCGUCGGCCGCCCGCGGCCGGGGGGGCCUCGCUGGGCCCGACGGCGGCCUGCACAGGUGGCACCGCAAGCUCGCGGGUGCGAAGGGCCGCAUGGACGGCACCUCCCCGAAGGAGACGGACGCGCAGCUCUCGCAGGCCUCGCAGACCUCGCAGGUUUCCAGUAUCUCGACGGCCUCUGGCGCCACCUCCCUGUCCCAGAAGAAGAUCUCCACGGCUUCUGCUGCGAGCCAGCGGAGCUCCGCCUCCGCCGGGGCCCCGCAGAUCGCCACGUUCACGCCGUGGAAGCCCGCGGACAAGCCGGCCAAGAAGCCCAGCGGUGGUGGAAGAGUGGCCGACUCGCAGCCUACGGCGGAGGAGGAGCCGCCGACCCGCAGCCCGCCGCCGCGCUGGCGAGGAAGCCGCCGCAGAUCGCCACGCUCCAGCCGUGGAAGCCCUUAGACAAGGCUCCGAGGAGGGACACUUAUUCUGGAUGGGACCAUCAUCGCGGCGGCGGCGCCGCCGCAGCCCAUGGCCGUCCCGCAGAUCGCCACCACAAGCGGCGGCGGCGGCGGCGGCGGAGGAGCCGCCGACCCGCAGCCCGCGGCCGUGCCGGCGAGGAAGCCCGCGCAGAUCGCCACGCUUCAGCAGUGGAGGCCGGCGGCCAAGGCCGAGGAGCAGGGCCUCGGAGACGACGAGGUGCACAGCUCUGCCAUGCAGGCGGUGGCGGCGCCGCCGCAGCCCAUGGCCGUCCCGCAGAUCGCCACCACAAGCGGCGGCGGCGGCGGCGGCGGAGGAGCCGCCGACCCGCAGCCUGCGGCCGUGCCGGCGAGGAAGCCCGCGCAGAUCGCCACGCUUCAGCCGUGGAGGCCGGCGGCCAAGGCCGAGGAGCAGGGCCUCGGAGACGACGAGGUGCACAGCUCCGCCAUGCAGGUGCCCUCGGAGCCCCUCGUCAGGAUCCCAGAGGCGGCCGCCCAGCCCGCGCCCGGGGCUCCGGAGCCUCCGGAGUGCACCUCGUCGGAGCCGCCCGUCUGCUCGACCAUGAGCUACCCGACGCUGGAUGAUGACAGCAUGAUGCUCCACGCUGGCCUGCUGAACCCGGGCGCAGCUGCCGCGUCGCCGCGCCGGGCCUCGCUGGACACCUGCCUGGAAGACCCCGCCGCGGAGGAGAGAUCCCGCGCCCGCGCCCGCCCCCGCGCAUGCCGCGGCGCGGCCGGCGGGCCCCGACGGCGACUCGCAGAGGCCCGCCUGCCUCCUGGGGGCAGGCCUCGUGGGCCACGUGGUCACCACGGGCACAGACCUCGACCUGACCAGGCCGGGGGGGCCUCCCGCCGCCCGGCUGCCCGCAGAGCCUUGACCAGCAGAUGCCCGGAGGCCAGCCCCUGCACCGCUAGGAGUGCCGCGGCCCUCCUGCCUCCGCGUCCUCCUCCGGCCCCCGUUCUGCCCUCCCCGUGGACCGUCUCCCGCGCUGCCCUCGUAGGGCGGGCCCGUCGGACCGACGGCGCGCGUUCCGCUCUGCCCUGCUUCUCCCCAGAUCUCCGACGAU